Gavialis gangeticus (Gharial) is the source of this 3596-nucleotide messenger RNA. RefSeq names its product coagulation factor II thrombin receptor (gene F2R). Gene Ontology annotation, molecular function: thrombin-activated receptor activity. NCBI's taxonomy places the organism in Eukaryota, Metazoa, Chordata, Crocodylia, Gavialidae. The transcript has a single exon. Gene Ontology annotation, cellular component: membrane. The annotation marks the transcript as partial. The record is from RefSeq and is a predicted model, not a curated record. Gene Ontology annotation, biological process: phospholipase C-activating G protein-coupled receptor signaling pathway; thrombin-activated receptor signaling pathway; blood coagulation.
UCAUAUUCUGCAUUUUUUUCAGGCAUCCUGUUUGGCAAUGAUAGUGCCGGGGCACGAACCUUUGUACGCUAUAACAAAUAUAUCACAUAUGAACCUAUACCUGAGCCCACCUUUGACUACAACCACAAUAAUGGAAAUGAUUCAGAAGUUGGAUCAAUCUCCAUCAAUAAGACCAAAGUGCCAGCGAGAUCCAUCUCAGAAGAUGCUGAAAGAUACCUGGCUAGUCGAUGGCUGACUCUUUUGGUUCCUUCAGUUUACACGUUUGUGGUUCUGACAAGCCUCCCUCUGAACAUUGUGGCAAUUCUUGUGUUCCUGAUAAAAAUUAAAAUGAAAAAGCCAGCAGUGGUGUAUAUGCUGAAUCUGGCCUCUGCAGAUGUCCUAUUUGUAAGUGUGCUUCCCUUUAGGAUUGUCUACCACUUUUCUGGAAACAACUGGGUGUUUGGACCAGAAAUAUGCCGUUUUGUUACUGCUGCCUUCUACUGUAACAUGUACUGUUCAAUAUUGCUGAUGACUGUUAUAAGCAUAGAUCGUUUCUGCGCUGUAGUGUAUCCCAUGGAGUCUCUCACAUGGCGUACGUUAACACGUGCCUGGAUAAUCUGUUUUGCCAUAUGGGUUAUAGCAGUAGUUGGUGUUGUACCCCUUCUCAUCACACAGCAAACUAUGGAAGUCUCUACCUUAAAUAUUACAACUUGCCAUGAUGUGUUGGACGAACGUCAACUUAAAGGCUUCUAUUCUAUAUUCUUCCUCAUUUUCUCUUCCAUUUUCUUUUUUGUGCCAUUAAUAAUUACCACCAUCUGUUAUGUAUCUAUCAUCUGGUGCCUUAGUUCUUCUGACAUCAUUGCAAAGCAAAGUAAGAAAAUGCGAGCCUUACUUCUGUCUGCAGCUGUUUUCUGCAUUUUUAUUGUUUGUUUUGGACCAACAAAUGUCCUUUUAUUAAUCCAUUAUGCAUAUUUUUCUUAUGACAUCAGUUUAGAAUCUAUCUAUUUUGCCUAUCUCCUCUGUGCUUGUAUUAGCAGUAUCAGUUGUUGCAUUGAUCCUUUAAUUUACUAUUAUGCUUCUUCUGAGUGUCAGAAACAGCUUGGUAACCUUCUGUGCUGUAAACAGACUUCUGAACCUAGCAGCAGUAGCAGUAAUGGGCAGUUAAUGACUAAGACCAGUAGAAGUAAUACCUGCUCCAGUACUAUGAAUAAUAGUGUUUACAGAAAACUGCUAACCUAAAGUUUUAAAAAUAAAUAUAUGUAUUUAAGGUUGCAUUCUGCUUCAGUAAUAAUAUUGAAUGCCUGCUUUUAAACUCAGUGGUCACAUCUACACAAGAUACUGACUUUGCAGUAUCUUGUUACUACUGUGCAGUAGCAUCCCAUGGAAAGAAGUGUGAUGCGACGCUGCUGCUCAGUAGUAAUGAGCUCCUGCACAAUCAGCAUCACCUAAAGGCCAUUUGGUGGUGCUACUGCUCAGUUACUCCAGUUACUGUGCAGUCAUUUAGUACUUGUUUAUACAACUAUUAAAUGCUUGGGCACUAAUGAUUGCACAGUCAGCGUCUCAUGUAGAUGCAGCCAGUUUCAUUCAAAACACAAAGGCAAUGUCUAUACCUAGCCUGCCAACUAACAAACCCAUUCUCCAUCCCACACCAUGUCCUUUGGACCACCUUAAAGCUAUCUUCACUGCCUAACUGCCUAGUUUGGAUGGACUAGGGGAAUGGGAAGGAAAAGCUUGUUUCUUGGUAAUGGUUUUGGGCUCAACAGAGAACAGUGUUAACAUGGCCAUUGUAGAACAGAGUCAUUACAGUAAUUGACAGAUCAACCCAUACUACAGAAAGCAUGUGUAUAUGUAUUGUAUAUAGGUGAACAGAGAGAAAGAAAUAAAGAACUUUGCAAAGGCUUUUGGAGAUUUUCAGGUAAAUUCAGAUCAAUUCUCUUAAGACUUACAGUUCAUUCUGUUGUAGGACCAGUGAAAGAUUUCCUGUCUUAAGAAUUUACCAUCUUAAAUCAUAUAACAUUGUUAAGUAAAAUAUAAUCAGUCCAUCUACCUAUUAUCUCUUCAAAUUAAAACGGUAUUCCAGCUAACCUGUUUUUAAUGUGUCAUUAUUUCUAAUGCCUACAUAAUUAAAGUUUCUGACCAUUAUACUCUACCUUUGAACCCUUAACUUGUAGAUUCCGUAUCUUGGUUAUCCUAUUUUAUAAACUUCUAUAUACAUUUUUGAAUUUGAACAGAUAAAAGCAAGUUGAGGAAAACUCAGCUUUUCUUGUGGCAGAAUUGGUGACAGCCAAAACUAGGUUUAUUUACUUAACAUCAAAUAACUUGGCACAAUAAAGAACUCUUGCUGGGCCUGUGAUUUAAACAAAGCGUUGCCAGCUUGUGGCACAAGUGGCACAGGUAGUCUCUGCGUGGCACACGCCACAUCAGAGAGGGGGCAGACAGCACAGCAGUAGAUAGUGCAGGGAGCAGAAAGCAGAAUGGCAGCUUGGGCACAGAGCACAAUGUAGCGAGCAAAGUGAGAGGAGCAGAUCAGGGAGAGGAGUAGCUGAUAGGGAGCACAAAGCAGAGCAGCAGAUCAGGCAGGAGGUGGGAAAUGGAGUGGCAUUCGGGGAAGGCAUGUGGCUUAAUGUGGCACAUCUGCCUAAAAAGUUGUCACCCCAUUGAUUUAAAACAUGUUUCCUUUACAGCCAAAUUUUGCCAAAGUUCAAUACUGAAAUGUCUUCACAAGAACACAUACUGAAAAAAGCAUUAAUGUUUGUUGCCUAGACUGCAUGCUGUCAGGCGGUUAUUCAGUUAACAGUUAUUUAACAUAUACCAUUACACACCUCACAAAUGUGUUUUUUCUGGCCUAGGGCUCAACACUCAAGAGAUUUAUCCCCUAUCUCCUAUAAUAGCAAUUCUAAUAAAUUAUUUUUUCAAUAUUUUAACUUCUGAGACAGGUCAUUUUUAGUAGAAAUGUUUUUGCUGAACUUUGUGGCUAAAUUCAUCCUAUACAGUAUCAUUUUAUUUUGAAGUGUCAUUGUGUGUUUAUAAUAGGAAAUCUGUUAUGUGAAUGAGAUAUAUAGAUAAAAUGACCUAAUUUGAUUUGUUAUCCAAUAAACUGACAGGGAGAUUACUGUAAUUUUUGUAACAGCAGGCUCUUCAAGAAAGAAGCUUAGUUUGUCAGAUGCAGAGCGAAUAAUAGCUGUUUACAGUCCACCACAGAAGAGACACGGAAACCUCAUCAUCCUGCAACUACCGUGAAAACAGUAAAUGGCCACAGUAUUCAUCAUCCAAAGAGAAUCUUUCAGGGAUUUAUUUUCAUUUUGCUUCUAUUUUAUGACAGUUAAACUUCACUGCUGCAAAUACUGCUUAAGGUACAGACAGAAGUUACAGUGUAUUAGUAGAGAGCAGGGACUUGUUCCACAUGCAUCUUCCUUCUGUAAGCGGAACACUAAAUUGGUUUGUUUUCUUGGGAUGAAAAAAGAGAACAUCCUUGCAGAUUUAGCUUCCCCUUAUUAAGUGGUAAGAAGGCACACAGUUCUCUUAACUCACUUUAACUUAUUUGUCUAUAUCCCUAGUACACUCAAAUUUAUUUUCAUUGGGAUAACGUGUGAAUACAUCUACAUGGUGGGAAAGGG